Hermetia illucens (black soldier fly) is the source of this 3581-nucleotide messenger RNA. Its product is annotated as stress response protein NST1-like. Lineage: Eukaryota; Metazoa; Arthropoda; Insecta; Diptera; Stratiomyidae. The record is from RefSeq and is a predicted model, not a curated record. Bases 827 to 3364 code for a protein of 845 amino acids. The transcript has 5 exons.
GUCAGUUCGCUUUUCAGACUCUGACGAGAACACAGCAACGUCCGUGGUGUGCUUGCGGCUCCACCAACUUUGAUACGCACAGGCAUAGGUGGAUCAACCACUCGAUGGUGUACUCACUUAAGUGGAUGCUUUUCCUGGAUAUUAACCGUAUGCAGACUAUCCAAUAAGCGGAGCGCUCUUCACCGCGUGUGCUUUCUGUUUCCGACAUAAACAAUAACAAAUAUUUUUUAAUGUUACAACUAAUUGUGCUUGGCGUGUUGGAGACGUAGUUUGUUGUGUGUCUGAUGUUUUCCUUCGAAUUCCAGUGCGAUUGCUUCGAGUGCAUUUUUAUCACAGAAAGGGUACCCCAAAGCAGCUAAGGGCGGAGCAGGGAAGCAGAGAAAACUUGUUUCCAUUUGUUGUUAUUUUUUGUGUUCAGAACGUGUUGUUUAUAGUUUUUUUUGCAAGUCGCCUUACGGCCGCUGCUUCAGUUGACAUAACUCGCCCCCUAGCGUGUAGGCCCAUACGUACCUCAUUGAAUGACGUGAUCGUGCGAAAAAGCUUACACUGAAAUCAUAGGCAACCUGUUUCGGCCGUUGUUGUUUUUGUCGCUAUUCUCGUGUUUCGUUUUGUUUUUGCGUUUACAAUAUUUUAUUCCUGCAGUGAUUAUGUGCUUGAAUAAUUGACAUCGAUAGCAGCAGCAGCGAUACGACACCUGAAAGCGGAACGUGCUUGGAUAUACAAACAAUUACGUAUCGACGAGCAUCAGCCUCAUACGCUUCAAAUUAUUCUGGGACCUAUCCUAAGGGUCUGCACUGAGGUCUAAAAGCUCUUUUAUGGAUUGUAUAUGGGGAAUACUCUAUGUAAAAACCGAGUGAAUCACUCAAAUAACUCAAAAAGUCCCGUGGAUCGCAUUAUAGAUCGUUGUGCACAGAUCUGUCCAAAAUCAAUUGGGAAACAGAAGCAUUUCUGGGAUAAACAAGUUUUGGAAACCUCCCCACCACUUCAGACACAGCCCAAAGCAGAUAAUUCUGGUUGGCAUAGUGCUGCACUAACUGUUCCCGACAGUCCAGGAAGUCAGCCAGUGGCCCCUCCCCGUAAGAAGCGUCCUUCUAUGCUUCGCAAGGACGAUCCUCCUCUACGGAACGGAUUUAAAGAAAUAUUUGCAGGACAACGCUCCGAAUCCACUACUACAUCAGACUCUCAGGGUGACGUAAAAGAUUUCACUGAUUUUGAAAAAAUGCCUCUAAAUCGAGGAUCUGAGAAAGAAAAAGAGAAAAAGGAACAACUUACUGAUUCGUCUCGAUCCAGUGAGGAGCGAAGCGACCAGUGCGAUUCAAAUACUAACUCUUUAGUCCAUAAAGUUUCAAAAGUCGGUAACAAAAAAUCAGAUAAAUUCUUUGGAGAGAACCUUUCUGAUUGUUUGUCGGAUGAACCAGUCGUUGAAUCCAAUGGCGAUAAACUUAGCACGACUGAUCAACCAAAAGCUGAUUCGGAAGCAGAUGCAGGUAGCCUCGAUGAAAAGGAACUGGCUAUCAAAAAGGAGCUUAUAGCUUCUUUGUCAACACUGAAAGAUAUCAAAAAGGACGAAGGAAUCGACGAACCUGAUAGAGUAGCUGUUGAAGAGCCCAUUAUUUCGAAGAAGAUAAUCACACGACAUGUUUGCGAUGAUGAAGAAGAACUUCGGGAGCACCUCCACCAUCAUCAUGAUCAUGAUCACGAUCACGAUCAUGACCACACUUAUGUUGUUCCUGAUCCAAAUGCCCCGAAGAAACCGCAACGUGACUUCAGUAAAUACAAACGAGCGCCCGGAGAUCCUAAAUCGGACACAGAAGAUAAUGACGAAGCCAUUAUUGAACCGUCAUCUGACCUUCUUAGCCAAAUACAAAAAGAAUUCCCUGCAUUGAACCAAAUAUUGACUCCGAAAGAAAAAAAUCAAGAAGGUGAGAAAACUCUAGACAAUAAAACCUCUAAAACGCAGGGCGAAAAUGCCAAGGAUAUAGGGGAACGAAAACCUUCAGAAGAAAAACGGGAAGCGAUCAAGGUAGAAUCACAGACUCCUGCAGUAGUUCCUGAUAAAUUAUCGAAGAGCGAGCAAGUCCUGAGGCGCCAGUUGAGUUCUCAAUCAUAUCUAACUCCCGAUUUAGUUGAAAAAAUAGCUCAGCAAGUUAGCAUGGCUCAUGACUACCUCCCGGAAGAUUAUAGUUCAUACAAUGAUGGCUCCGAAAUAGCUCCUAAUUCAAAGUUACAACAGAAACGGUCACUAAGCACGCAGAAUUCUCAAGUGGAUCUUGUAAAGAAUGCUAAUGAUGCCAAAGAAUCUGUCGAAAAGGUGGCAAAUAAUUUAGAGGAGAUAUUACAAACGACUCCAUUAGUGGAGGCGAACAAAAAUGAUACGGAACUGGAAGCAAAAAUAUCGCCAGAGAAAGUAGAAGUGCCAAAGGAAAUCAAAGUGAAAAAACGCGUUAGCUAUCAGAUCAAAGAUGAGUCUCCAAGUGAAGACAUUUCUAAGGCAAUCAAAUCAUUCAUGGAAAAAGAUGGACUGAAGCCGGAAGAUAUUUUACUUCUUCUGGAAGACGAAUUCGGAGAACUUCUUCACUCCUCAACCCUCCCAGUCGAGGAUAGGAAAAUCAUAGAAGACUUGAGAAACAUUGUCGAUUCGAAGCUAGAACAACUCGAAGUUGAAAAAUCCAAAGAACAUACACCCGAACCUGAACCCGUAGCCCAUCUUGUCGUGCCUGAAAAUACAGAAUCGUCUAAAGAGAUUCUUCUGGACAGUGACAAUACUUCUAAAACAGAAAACAAAUCUGAACAGACAGUAAAUCCUACAACUGUUACUAUAUUGCCAUUGAACAUAACAAGGACAGUUUCAGACGAAAAACGCCGGCACAGUAUUGAUGAAUUUGAUCACUGGUUUGCAGGAGGUCUAUCGAGAAAGGCCGAGAUACCUGAAAGGAAAAGGAGACGCGAAGCAAGCCUGCCUGGAUACCUCUCAUCGGACUUUGAUAUAGAAGAGCACCGAGUUUCAGGCGAACUAGAAAUUGGUUCGGAUGAAGAAAUCAGAAUAGAUAAAACGACAGAGGAGCCAGAGGUGUCUAAGGGGGAUCAUGAGCCAACAGUAAUUACAACAACUGCAGUGCAUAGGAUUGAAUCCAUUCCAGAAAAUGAGGUCACGACGAAGCCAGAGGCGCAAGCAAUCACACCACCAAUUACCGAUGCGAUCGAAACCGAAAAAUCUGAAGUAACCAAUGUAAUAACUGAAAGAAAAACGAAUCAGGAUGCCCCUGCCUUUGAUUUUGAACGAGGGGACGAUAAACGAAAAAGUGUAGGACACUCUUUGCUUCUUAAGUUUCUCGAUGUGGAAAGAAAUAGCAGCUACCAAUAGUUUAGUCAGCCAGCUUAAUCGAACUAACUUGUACUUCUCGUAGUAUUAUUCGUUUGUUAUUUCUUUCUGUUAAUAAUAUUAUUAUUGUUUCUCUCACAUUUUUGUAGUCAUUGUAUAUUUUAUUCUGAUAUUUAAAAGAAAAACAUUUAGGAAUAAGGAAGGUGCUUAGCCAGUCAUGUCGACAGUAAUAAAGUGAAUAAAAACAUUCCUAAUGAAA